Messenger RNA from Misgurnus anguillicaudatus (oriental weatherfish), 3513 nucleotides. It is a transcript of the gene mctp2a, whose product is annotated as multiple C2 domains, transmembrane 2a. Gene Ontology annotation, molecular function: calcium ion binding. Gene Ontology annotation, biological process: regulation of neurotransmitter secretion. Lineage: Eukaryota; Metazoa; Chordata; Actinopteri; Cypriniformes; Cobitidae. The record is from RefSeq and is a predicted model, not a curated record. Gene Ontology annotation, cellular component: synaptic vesicle membrane.
GUGUGCGCAUCGCCGCAUAAAGUUGAACACACCUCUCAAAAGACACCAACUAUGCUGACAGACAGGUAGAUGUGAGAAUUGACUGCAAAGGUGCCAUGUAUUUCACCUGAAACACGUCUGAAAAACAUUUGUUUGGAUAGAGCUAAAGUAGAGUCUUCUUUGCAAUCAUAAUGGAACCGAAAAAGAGAAUAUGGCCGAAGUUAAAUAUAAAGAUUGGAAAAAUGGGUCGUGGAAAGAAGAAAAAGACACCUCUGAAACACAGAAGGAGCAUGUCUGUACCUGAUCUUAGGUUUAAACCGGAAGAGAUGCUGGCUUUGGAUGGUUCCAGGCCACCUGAUCAAGACACCAUCUUGUUUGGAAGCCAAGCUGUUUUAGGUGACCCAGAUGAAACGGAGAGUGAUUCUUCCAGUCUUGUUUUUUCUGACUAUAUACCAUACUCGAACAGCCCAGCACCAUCAGAGAGAUCAUGUGGACCUGUGGACUUUCCAGUUUCAGUGGAGACCACGGCCGAUAAAAAGCCAAGAGCCACUACUUGGUAUAUAAGUGAUUCAGAUACAGACAGGAUGUCACCGGCUCUGAUACGAAAAGACCCAGUAGACAAAGUGACUUCAGCUCUCAUUAGAGCCAGUGCAGGUAGACAAACGCCUUUGGAGAGUGAAAUGUCUUCGACGGCCAUGGCAGAGUCAGUCGGCACUUGCGAGGAUCAAAUACGCUCAUCUUGUUCGGGUGAACAAGAGCCAUCUUCCCCACUGAGAAUGUUUGUCAUAGGAUCUGCUGAGAACAGGACAGAUGACUAUCACAAUGAAUCAAGUGAUUAUGACACUGUCUUCCUACCAGAUCAAGAUGAACAAAAAAACCCACCAGGCUUGUAUGACAGCCAGAUUCUUCAUCCACAGCAGAAGGUUCAGUAUCUGCUCACUAUCAACCUGAAGGAGGGCAGAAACCUGGUAGUCAGAGAUCGCUCAGGUACAAGUGACCCAUUUGUCAAAUUCAAACUGGAUGGCAAAAACAUCUACAAAAGCAAAGUUGUGAACAAGAAUCUGAAUCCCACCUGGAAUGAAUCAUUUUCCACUGCCAUCAGAGACUUAGAUCAGACUGUUGAUGUCAAGGUAUAUGAUCGUGAUCUACGAUCCAAUGACUUCAUGGGAUCCAGCAGCUUUCCUCUCUCUAAACUGGUUCUGGACAAAACAUUUCAGUUGACACUGAAUUUGGAGGAUCCCAGCAGUGCGGAGGACGAUAUGGGAGUGAUCAUUAUAGAGGCCCGUCUGUCCAUCCGAGAGGAAAAACGAAAUAAGUGGCUACCAAAGAGAAAGGGAAGUUUCAAUAAGGGUCAGCCAAUCAGCCAGGCGCAGGUUGCGCGACUCUCGGGUGGACAAAAGAGUCAGGUCUGGACCGGAGUUUACUCUGUCAUCCUGGUUGAAGGCCAAGAUAUGCCAGACUCCGGUCAAGGAGACAUCUACGUGCGUUUCAGAAUCGGAGACCAAAGGGUUAAGAGCAAGAAUCUAUGUAUUAAGGCAAACCCCCAAUGGAGAGAGUCUUUCGAUUUUAACCAGUUCCAGGAUCAGCAGGACAAUCUGGUGGUUGAGGUUUGUUGCAAGAGGGGCAGGAAGUCAGAAGAGUGCUGGGGAGUGCUGGACAUUGACCUGAGCACGCUUCUUGUCAAUCAGAGGCAGUUAUAUACUCAUGAUCUGGACACAGGCAAGGGCCGACUGAUGUUCCUGGUCACACUAACGCCCUGUUCUGGUGCAUCCAUCUCAGACGUGCAAGCUGCUCCAUUAGAGACACCAGAAACCUACAAGAAGAUGCUAGAGCAAUAUAGUUUGAUAAACUCUCGGGGAGAUUUAAAGGAUGUUGGCUAUCUUCAAGUCAAGUUAAUAAAAGCCACAGAUCUUCCAUCAGCAGAUUUAAGUGGUAAAAGUGACCCCUUCUGUGUUCUUGAGCUUGGUAACAGCAAACUGCAAACCCACACAAUAUCCAAAACAAUCAAUCCCGAAUGGAGAACAGCCCUUACAUUCCCCAUUAAAGACAUCCAUGAUGUUUUGGAACUAACAGUCUAUCAUGAAGAUGGGGACAAAGCUCCAGACUUCCUAGGAAAAGUUGCCAUUCCUUUGCUAAGUGUUUCUAAUGGCCAGCAAAUCACAAAAAUGCUGAAGAAUAAUAAUCUAUCUAGGGCAGCCAAAGGAAGUAUCACACUGGAGCUACACGUGAUCUAUAACCCUAUCAGAGCAGGUGUUAAAACCUUCCAACCUAAAGAAACAAAGUUCGCAGAGGACAACCCAAAGUUUAACAAAAAGCUUUUAGCACGUAAUAUCUAUCGAGUGAGGAAGAUCAGCACGGCCAUUCUCUAUACGCUGCAGUAUAUUAACAGCUGCUUUCAUUGGGAGAACACGCAGAGGAGUAUUACAGCCUUCCUGAUAUUUGUGGUGACAGUGUGGCUUUGGGAGCUGUUCAUGUUGCCUCUCUUCCUCUUCCUGCUCAUUGGCUGGAACUACUUUCACAUCACACCAGGCAUGGCCAGCUACAGUCAGGACUUGGAGAGCAUUUCUGUGGUAGAUGACGAAGACGACGACGAAAAGGAAUCAGAGAAAAGAGGACUGAUGGAAAAAAUUCACAUGGUUCAAGAAAUUGUGCUAACAGUUCAAAACACUUUAGAUGAAGUGGCCUGCAUUGGUGAAAGAGUAAAAAACACGUUCAACUGGUCUGUACGGUUCUUGUCUUUCCUGGCCUGCCUGGUUCUGUUUCUGGCUACUGUUGCUUUGUACUUCAUCCCGCUGCGGUACCUAGUUUUACUCUGGGGUGUUAACAAAUUUACCAAGAAGCUUCGCAACCCAUAUGCCAUUGACAAUAAUGAAAUACUGGAUUUUCUCAAGAGGGUCCCUUCUGAUGUUCAAAAGGUGCAGUACAGCGAGCUGAGAGUCGAGCUCGGCAACCAGGGCCCGGCGAAAAAGAAACGCUUGCGCUGAAACCCGACGGACGUGUCGGAUGAAAGGAGCGGACGACGUUUCAAGACACGGUCUGUUUAAGUCAUAAUGCCCUGUGAGAGUGGAACUUGCCCUUGUAUGAAGCCAUCCGCGUUUCCACAAAGGUGUAUUCAUUUGACUUUGUGGUUGUGUAUGUGUGUGUAUAUAUUUGUGUGUGUGUGUAUAUAUCUGUGUGUGUGAGAGAGAGAGGCCCCUUUUGACAGGGCCUUUGGCCCUCAGUUACUCAAAUGGUCACAGUGUCUGAACAUAUGAUGGUAAAGUCGGGCUACGCCAGACUCCGCAUGUGGUCACGCUGAAAUACCAGCAAACAAAUGACUUGUGCCAUACUAUUCAUAUAUUAAUGUCUUUUUACAGACCACAUUCUGGUUCAUUUAACAAAAGAAAAUAAUAGCACCAUGAUUCCUGUACUUUGUGACUGUCUACAGCAGAAUAUUCAAAUGAGGGUAAAAUAUUUAUGUAAUAGUUCUGUAUUCAAGCAACUUUAGAUCAUUUAUUAUUGUAAAUGCAUUGUGAUUGCCACGAUUUUUAACUU